AUGGACUUUUUUGAGGAACAAGAGGGCCAAUUGAUGGAUGCCAUUUUUCAGGGCAAUGUUUCCUUUUCGUCGGAUUCAACGGAAAACGACGACACUUCUUACCAGCCUUCAUCCUCGUGCCAGGAUCAGAGCUCUCCAACGCGACGCGAAACAGAGUUUCAGGAUAUGUACAAUGGAGGUUUAGGGACGGAUAACUGCGACAAAGCCCUCUGGAUGGAAUGGCGCUUCGAAGAGGCUGAUGUGUCGCCCUUCCUGUGGGACUUCAGGAGGAGCAUCAUUGAAAAGCACCCGAAUCUUGACUCCGAUGUGGAGAAGUUGGCAAUGAAUUUUAUCUAUUUUUUCCGGACGCGUGAUACCACAAGCGGGAUCUAUCAGAGGUUGGGGACUGAUAUCUUCAACCAAAUAGCUAGACGAUCAAUCCUCCCGGGCUUGGUUAUUUCCGAGGGCGAAAUCGUUACCAUGACCAGGAUCGCGACCCAAUUCUCCCAACUCUCACAUUCUCAGGCUUCCGACUUCGUGCUUGACGAGCACAUGCAGGAACGCCAUCUGAAGCGGUUGUAUAUGAAGUUUGUAAAGACACCUGAACUCUGGAUGAUAGAUUCAUUAUUUCCACCGCAGGUCUCGAACGAGCAUGGAGUUAUUCGGGCGCACUGGGAUCCCCUUUUGAUUACGUAUAUCUCAACUGUGCCUUCUUCCACUUCACAUUGGGAUGCGCCCUUUCCACCAUCGGAGGCUCGAAAAAUGACGGAGGAUCCCGUUUUGCAAGCACGAAGAAUCGACUACCACAUCACCACCAGUCUCCUAGGAAAGAGUUGCCACUUCUUUAUCAAGGAAGCCAAGAAGGGAUCGCAGGCGGCCCGCGCUUUUCAAAGGGAUACUGAGAAUAUAUCACUUGAGCUCAAGGACUCCUUGGACCAUCUCUGUCGGCAAAAGGUCAACAUCACCAAGGUCUCUGUUUUUGGACUUGUGGUUGUUGGUUGCGCUAGAGCGGUGUACGAGAUAGCGUUAGUAUCUCGAGGGCUGUACAUCAUGACUGCCUUUGCAGAGGUCUAUGUCCUACGGUCCAACACCGAUAUGCAUUGCCUAGCCGGAUCUAUUGACACCUUCCAGAAGGUCAAGGCAAGGAUCGACGGCUACAUUCAGGCCAUUGCCACUGGAGAGUCGGAAAUGGAACAGGAUUGGUCGAUGCCCCCCGAUCAAAUAAGGCCCUGA
Messenger RNA from Linnemannia hyalina, 1212 nucleotides. The record is from the annotation of a GenBank genome assembly. Lineage: Eukaryota; Fungi; Mortierellomycota; Mortierellomycetes; Mortierellales; Mortierellaceae.